CUCCUUCAACAUUCUCCAUCUUUAUUUCCUCCCAUCCUCCUUUUCUCAGCAGGUUUCCUUUCCCAGGGAGGUUCCAGCCUUUAGCGGCUCCUGUCGCUUAUUUCUAAGCCACGUCGUCAGCCUGUUCACUUGGCCGUUACGCCUGUCUGCUACACCACAGCAUGGCGAACUGCGUGCUUAGACGGGCCGCUCCCCAACCAAUGCUCGCAGCGCCGCCGGCGAUUAAAGGCUCGUCUGCCAUCAAAGGCGCGCCCGUCGUCGUGCGCGUUGCGCCGAGCCGCGAUGUCAGAGGCCGGAUCGUAUGGCGCUGUGAGGCUGCAGCUGGCGCUUCGGCGGCAGCUGCUGCUGCAGCGACUACAAGCUCCCCUGCGUCGGAGGCGACAACGUCGUCAGCAGCGAGGAGUCGCCAGCGCGACGUCGUGCGACUGGCGCUGCCGAGUAAAGGUCGCAUGGCGGAAGACACGCUCGCGCUGCUCAAGGAGUGCGAGCUGACCGUGCGAAAGCCGAACCCUCGCCAAUACAUCGCAGAGAUCUCCGAGAUCGAGGGCCUGGAGGUGUGGUUCCAGCGCGCGUCGGACUGCGUGCGGAAGCUGCUGAGCGGCGACGUGGACAUGACCAUAGUGGGCUAUGACAUGGUCAAGGAGUACGGCAAGGACGACCCCAACCUUCUCAUCGUGCACGAUUCCCUCGGCUUCGGCAAGUGCCACCUCAGUAUUGCAGUGCCGUCAUACGGCAUCUUCGAGCGCGUCAACUCCAUCCAGGACCUCAUCGCCAUGCCGCAGUGGUCUGCUACCAACCCUCUCCGCAUAGUCACAGGCUACACUCAUCUAGGCAAGCGCUUCUUCGACCAGCUCGACUUCCCCCACGUGCAGCUCUCUACAGCUGACGGCGCCCUGGAGGCCGCCCCUGCGAUGGGCACAGCAGACGCCAUUCUCGAUCUGGUCAGCACAGGCACGACUCUCAAGGAGAACAACCUCAAGGAGCUCAAGGGCGCGGAUGUGCUCAGCAGCCAGGGCGUUUUUGUGGUGAGCCGGCGGGCGCUGGAGGAGCGGCCGGGGCUGCUGGGGAUGACGAAGGAGAUGCUGGAGAGGAUCGAGGCGCACCUGUGCGCGCGCGACCAGUACAUUGUCACGGCCAACAUGAGGGGGCUGUCAGAGGAGGACGUGGCGCACAGAGUGCUGGAGAACACCUCCUUCCCUGGGCUGCAGGGCCCCACGAUCUCGCGGGUGUACUCACGAGGCGACGAUUCUCCCGAUGGGGCGGCAGGCAUCAAGGUGGACUACUUUUCGGCCACGGUGGUGGUGCCGCGCUCACACAUCUAUACGUCCAUCCGGGAGCUCAGGAAGGCUGGUGGAAGUGGGGUGCUGGUAACGCCUGUUACAUAUAUUUUCGACGAAGAGCCGCUUCGUUGGAAGAAGCUGCUCAAUGAAAUUGGUCUUUAGAAAGCGGGGCCUCUCCUCUCUCUGUUAUAUGCUUUCUUGGAAUGACCAGUGUGUUUUGUACGUCGCACAUGUCAUCCAUCAACCUUCAGGUCAAAGAAAUGCAGCUAAGCUCUCAUGCAACCAGUGUACAACCUAGCUUUAUAUUUUGGGCAGACAUCACAAAUCGUUUUUAUCUUUAUGUUGGCUUUGCUUGGGUCUUUUGAGGCCUUCCGCUAGCUUGAAACACGCAACCCUAAGCAUAUCUUGAAUGGAGGAGUUCACUCCAUCCAUCCGUUUUUGUAUACAUUGUAUUAGCGUUAUGUAG
Messenger RNA from Closterium sp. NIES-67, 1746 nucleotides. Lineage: Eukaryota; Viridiplantae; Streptophyta; Zygnematophyceae; Desmidiales; Closteriaceae. The record is from the annotation of a GenBank genome assembly.